Molecule: messenger RNA, 1971 nt
Organism: Colletotrichum phormii
Lineage: Eukaryota; Fungi; Ascomycota; Sordariomycetes; Glomerellales; Glomerellaceae
Product: defects in morphology protein 1
Exons: 2
Coding region: 79-1692 (537 amino acids)
Biological process (GO): interstrand cross-link repair
Cellular component (GO): mitochondrion; nucleus
Molecular function (GO): single-stranded DNA 5'-3' DNA exonuclease activity
Source: RefSeq, a predicted model, not a curated record
UCCCACCGAGUCGUGACGCCGUGAAUGAGGGUGCUCUCUCCCCUCGCAACCCCGACAUGACUCCCACUUCACUUUGCGAUGUCUUCCUCCUUUUCACUUGAUUCAGACGACGAAUAUGGAUACGAUCUUUCUUUGGAGGACGAGACUUUGCUGAGCCAGCUCAUUACCGACAACCCCGCCCCCACCUCUACCUCAUCGCGGAACCCCGCUGCUCCCUCAAUCGCUUCAGAUUUUGGCAUUGAUACCGUUACCGAAGAGGAAUUCCGCCUUGACGAUGCUCCCGCCGAGGUUCUCUCCUACCGCACGACUGGCACAGCCAAGGGCCCUUUACGAUCUAGCCGGAGUCGCUCAAAGGCAACCAUUACCGACAAUACGAAGCAGGCAGAUCUUCCCCCGGCGUCACCUGGCCACUCCGUCGCCUACCCGGAUUUGAGCAGAGCCCUCUCGAAUAGCAAUGCUGCUCCCUCAUCACCAAAACCAUCCGAGAAGGCCACGCCUGAGCCAGAUAAUGAUACCCGAUCGCCGCUUGUGCGGUUCCGCUCGUUUCCUCGCAAGCCACUCACCGUCACCGACUUGACCUCCGGCGCAUGGUGCGAGCUGCAAUACUUCUACACCCUCACACGCCUGCCCUACGGCCGGAAGACUCGGACGGCGGCGAUGAAGCAGGGGACAAAGGUACAUCAAGACCUCGAAGACGAAGUACACAAAACAGUCCGCGUCGAGAUAGCGAGCAAAGAAGAUGGAUUUGGUCUUCGAAUGUGGAACCUAAUCCAGGGACUUCGAACACUUCGCGAGACCGGUAUGACCCGCGAGCUCGAGGUCUGGGGAUUCGCCGACGGGAACCUGGUCAAUGGAGUCAUUGACGGUCUGAGCUACGAGAACCCGGACCCAGAGUUCAUGGAGCAGCUUAGCCAGGAGUCUGAACAGAACCAGUCGAGCAUCACUGACUACUUCCCUUCGAAGAAGCAGGCGAACAUACCCCAGAUCUACUUGACGGAUGUGAAGACGCGGGGGUCCAUGAAGGCACCAAGUAGCCCUGCAUUGCUGCGGCCCGCAAAGGUCCAGCUCUUCCUGUACCAGCGUUUCCUGUCAGAAAUGGCAGCGGAUAAGCUGGACUACCUUCGUAUCUUCCGGCGCUACGGUCUGGACCCAGACGUGCCGUUUUCUGACUCGUUCAUUGCCCAGAUUGGCAGCCUGCACGACGAACUAUUCUUCGAUGUGGAUUCCUCGCCUGAUGGGGACUACAUCCCGCCGUCUCCCAUCACAGCAACGUUCGAUACUGAAGCAGAUGAAGAGAACCGAGGUACUUCGGCACCGGACUUCAUCAAAUACAGGACACUCCGAGAACUGCUGCUACUUCUCAUAUCGGAGUUGCGCCAAACCUUCCCCCAUGGAGCCGACUCCGUGGGUCGACUCCUUGCUGUGGAGUACAGAUACCGUGGAGAUGGCUCGCUCAUUGACAGCCAGGUCUUCCCCAUGGACGACCGGGCGCUGAACCUCUACUUGGGCAGCACGAUGGAGUGGUGGCGAGCGGAUCGGCAGCCGCGGGGUGUGCAGAUUGAGGAGGCGUACAAGUGCCGCAUGUGCGAGUUCGCUGGAGACUGCACGUGGCGGUCUGCCAUGGAUGAGGAGAGGUUGCAGAACACGCGACAGCGUUUGGAGAGUAGAAGGAACUAUGUUACAGGUGGCUGAUAUAGCGAUAUUGCUUCUUUGGCUUUUGAAAUGGCAAUUUCUCCCUUGCGAGGCGCAUUGUUUGGCUGGGAGCGACGUUACAUCUGGUUUGGGUGUUAAGAUAGCUUAUGAAUAUGAGUUUCUGAUGUACAGACGAUGGCUAAUCCAUUGUCAAAUAAUAGUGUGACACAGGGUGGAAGCUCUCAGAGACCAACUGCUGUUAGGGUCCAAAUGAUGAAUUACUGAAAUCUGCCCCCUAGCUAGACGUGUGCUCCCUGUGUGACAUAUAUACGAGCUGCU